Molecule: messenger RNA, 2506 nt
Organism: Chinchilla lanigera (long-tailed chinchilla)
Lineage: Eukaryota; Metazoa; Chordata; Mammalia; Rodentia; Chinchillidae
Exons: 6
Coding region: 1-855 (284 amino acids)
Source: RefSeq, a predicted model, not a curated record
AUGAUGAGGAAGCUGAAGAGCAGGUGUAAGAUGGGGAGCCCCACACUCCAGACCCUCUCUGACCUCUUGCACAGGCACAGGCUCUUCAGGCUCCUACAGCCCACAUGUUCCCCUGGGGAGCCCCGCUGCUAUCAGUCACCAGCUGUGUGUCCUCAUGCCAGUCUCUUAACCUCUCUGUGUCACAUUUUCCCCACCUCCAAGAUGCUGGUAGUAAGAGAUAAUUUCGCGCUUUUCCCAGACACCCCCGCGGCUGUGGAGCCCGCUCUGCCUGCAGGUGCCCUCGGCGCGUGCGCAAUAGAGCCCACCGGCUCCGCCCCGGAAGUCACCUCAGAGCGCUCUGCAGUUUCCGGUUUUACGAAACCCGUGGGGACUGAGAGGGAAGUCGGAGGAGACCGGUUGGCAGGACAGCGAGGUCAGAGCCCUGUGGACAGCAGAGCACACAGAGGAGAGGACUCAGCAGAGCACCAGCGGGCGAGGGGCUGGCAGGGAGCGAGCGGUGCUGGUGGAACCAACCGUUCUGGACACUUUGAGGUGUUUCCUGUAUCUGGGAUGUCCGAGGCUCUGAAUAGGAAAACGAAUACUAUGACUUGCACUCUCCAUUGUGUUUUACCUCAUCUUCUCUGUGGAGAACAAAAGCCACAGUUUCAUUCAGCAGCCAGGGAAAGAAGAAGGAAGUUUCACUUUUGCUUCUUCGGAGGAGCUUUGCCUUCACCUUUGGACAUCCACCUCCAAGCUUCCAGCACAGACUUCAACCUUCCUGUAAAGAACCUCAUCUUCCUGAUACAGACUCGCAGGGACUCUGCAGUGAACUCUGGGUCUUCCAGCUUUGACUGCAUCCUCUUCUCUCCAGGGUAAAGAUGGACGUUUGCAUUCUGCAACCCUAUCUGUAAUGUUUUAUGUUAAAUAUGUUCUAACACAUGUGGCCAUCUCCAUUUCUCUCUGCUGUUUCUUAGCGAUGCUCCAUCUUGCCCAAGCAAAAGGCCUAUUUCUUCCCCAUUCCUUCUUUUGUCUCUUUUGCAUUUUCUUUGAAAUCCUCAAGUUACUUUUCUCAUUACCAGGACAAAAAACCUGAUACCUGCAGUUAAACGGGGGAAGGUUUCUUUCAGCUCACAGUGUGUAGAAGUUUCAAUCCCUAGGUGGCUGGCUCCAAGGCAGGGUGUCAUGGCAGAAAGAAACAUAGCAUGGUGUGACAGGCAGCAAGCAGCAACAGCCUGCCUUUCCCUUUUAUCCCAGGUCAUUUGGAUUCAGGUCCUUUGGAUGGUGCGAUCCAUGCUCAGGUUGGGUCCUCUGCCUUCAUUAAUGCAUUCAGCCAUACCCAGCACUAUGCUAAUUCCAUUCAGUGGACUAAGUUAGUACCACACAUAGUUAGUCCCUGUGUUACCCCAGGUGUAGGCAGCUCUGAAGCGCCCACCUACAGGCACAUGAGGCUUUGGAGGGACAUCUGAAUACAAGCCAUAACACUCAGUUCAUCCUCAAUUUUCCCUCUCCUGACACUACUUUUUGAGAUGUCUUUGUUGCUACAUGCUCUUUCCCAGCUUUCCUGUGGUAAACAGACGCACACUCCCAUUUCCACGCUUGUUCUCACAUGCACAUUCAUCCAUUCAACUGUGGAGACUUCCAGGUAAAUAAUUUAGGACCGCACAACCUAAAUAAGGAGAGACGAGGUACAGGGCCACCAGUGGUGGGAGGGAACAUCAGAGAGGCACCUCCAAAGGGAGGACACUGCAUCUGCUUCUUGAGGGAUAUGGUGCUAACCAGUAGUGCUCCUCAUCGGAGCUGCUGUUUACUGAUCCUUUACCAGGUGCAGGCUGAGCCUACCAUGUGCACUGGUUUGUUUGCUCCUCCCACAAUGUGACCAGCAGAGACUUUUUAUUCCCAUUUGCACAUGAGGAAGCUGAGGCCUUCAGAGUUAACUCACCAAAGGUCCAGCUACUCUGGGAAGUAGGGUCAGGCUAGGAACCCAGGUGUAUUAGCCUGUAGGGCCUGCUUUGAACCCACCUGGCUGUAUUCACAGCCCUCGCCAGGCAGAAGGGACGGGAAGUGCAUCUCGAGGCUGAGUGAAGAGCAGGAGGAAAGGCAUGAAGGCAGGAGGGAGCAGAGGGAGCUCGUUGGUGGGAGGUCAGCUAUGCAGCCUCGCUCAGUGGGUCGAGACCUAUGGAUGGAGCAGAGUCCCCAGAGGAAGGGCAUAACCAGGGAGUUGUGAACACUGUCCCCUAGACUUCAUGCUGUGGGGCUGUUUCCUUAGCAGGCUGAGCCCAGACACGUGCUCCCUGCAUCCCUGAAUCUUCUGGCUAUGCCUUGAGAGUCUCUCUUCGGAUGUGGGCAUCACAUACGGCAUUUUGAGCCCACAGGACAGUGAAGUACCCUGACAGAGCUGGCAUGGGUACUCUUUUCUCACCUUUAUGUUUUCAAAAUCGUGUAUUUCACCUGUGUCACUGCAGAUUCCUCACCCAUAUUAAAUCCCUGGAUUUACUAAUGACAAAUAAAUAUAUGAAAAAAUGUUCAA